AAGUAGUAGCUUGCGUGGGGAGAACGUGUUCGCCGCUCUGAAGCAGAGAAGGGAAGGCGCGAGUGAGGAGAGCGGGAAUCUAGAUGCUCUCCAAGUUGUUGGUAAUGGAUUACUUGGCUCACCCUGGCACACUCGGCUGGGCUGUCGGAGUUGCCUGUGGCAUGUGUCUGGGCUGGUGCCUCCGAGUACCCUUUGGAAUGAUUCCCAAAAGCUCCGUGAGAGAGACAGACAAAGAGACCAGAACUGAAGCCAGCAUCUUAGGAGAGAGUGGAGAAUACAAAAUGAUUCUUGUGGUUCGAAAUGACUUAAAGAUGGGAAAGGGGAAAGUAGCUGCCCAGUGCUCUCAUGCUGCAGUUUCUGCCUACAAGCAAAUUCAAAGAAGAAACCCUGAAUUACUCAAAGAAUGGGAAUACUGCGGCCAGCCCAAAGUAGUGGUCAAAGCCCCUGAUGAAGAAACCCUGAUUGAACUGUUGACCCAUGCCAAAAUGCUAGGAUUAACUGUGAGUUUAAUUCAAGAUGCUGGACGUACUCAGAUUGAACCAGGCUCUCGGACUGUCCUAGGAAUUGGGCCAGGACCAGCAGACCUAAUUGACAAAGUCACUGGUCAUCUAAAACUUUACUAAGUAAAUUUUGUAUGAUCCCUCCACCACAGUCAUAAUCAAUCUGUUUCCCCAUCCCCCCAAGUCCAAUCAGUAAUCCUUGAAUUGAAAAUAAAAUCUGCCUCCACUUGUUC
This is a messenger RNA of Echinops telfairi (small Madagascar hedgehog), 733 nucleotides long. It is a transcript of the gene PTRH2, whose product is annotated as peptidyl-tRNA hydrolase 2. The transcript is spliced from 2 exons. The coding region runs from base 84 to 623 and encodes 179 amino acids. Gene Ontology annotation, biological process: positive regulation of anoikis; negative regulation of anoikis. Gene Ontology annotation, cellular component: cytosol; mitochondrion. Lineage: Eukaryota; Metazoa; Chordata; Mammalia; Afrosoricida; Tenrecidae. The record is from RefSeq and is a predicted model, not a curated record. Gene Ontology annotation, molecular function: peptidyl-tRNA hydrolase activity.